Messenger RNA from Acipenser ruthenus (sterlet), 4057 nucleotides. Its product is annotated as hepatoma-derived growth factor-related protein 3-like. Gene Ontology annotation, biological process: regulation of transcription by RNA polymerase II. Gene Ontology annotation, cellular component: nucleus. Lineage: Eukaryota; Metazoa; Chordata; Actinopteri; Acipenseriformes; Acipenseridae. Gene Ontology annotation, molecular function: transcription coregulator activity; double-stranded DNA binding. The coding region runs from base 338 to 967 and encodes 209 amino acids. The record is from RefSeq and is a predicted model, not a curated record. The transcript has 5 exons.
CCGAUUAAUAAUUCUGAAAAGAAUCCAUAUUUUCGGUGUACAGCAGUCCUGCGUUCGAUUCGAAAAGAAUGAAGAGACCGCUUCUGCUUCCUCGUUCACAACACUGCUAGACCACGAUUACAGCUUUCAACAGCGAUUUCAUUGCGACUGCGUAUUGUAUUUUCUUAUUAAAUAGAUAUUUUAGUGCUAGAAAGAAGGAAAAAGGGUGAAAUCUAAGGCCCCUCUCCUUUAAUUUAUUUCCAUUUUUUUUAAAAACGACGGUGUUGCUAAGAAAACAUUGGAAGCAUUUCGUUUAUUUUAGCAUCUGGAACGGUUGUAAAUACAUUUCGGAAUAAAAAUGGCUCGCCCUCGGCCCAGGGAGUACAAAGCUGGUGAUCUUGUUUUUGCCAAAAUGAAAGGAUACCCGUACUGGCCAGCGAGGAUUGAUGAACUCCCCGAAGGAGCUGUGAAACCUCCAGCAAACAAAUACCCAAUCUUCUUCUUUGGCACUCAUGAAACUGCGUUUCUGGGCCCAAAGGAUCUUUUUCCAUACAAGGAAUAUAAAGAUAAGUUUGGGAAGUCAAACAAGAGGAAAGGAUUCAAUGAAGGCUUGUGGGAAAUUGAGAACAACCCUGGAGUGAAGUUUACCGGGUAUCAGGCAAUCCAGCAACAGAGCUCAUCAGAGACCGAGGGUGAAGGGGGGAACACAGCUGAUGCCAGCAGCGAGGGUGAGGAGGGGGACUCAAUCGUGGAGGACGGCAAAGGCAAGAGGAAGAGUGACAAGACUGGCUCCAAGCGAAAGAAGGCAUUGUCGACAAAGAAGUCAUCUAAGCUGUCAAGGAAGUCCUCUGGAGAGGAGGAAGGUGAUAAGGACAGUAAGGAGGAAGAUCACAAGAGCAGUUCAGAGGCUAGAGACCCAGAUAACAACACGCAGAACGCAUCAGACACCAAGAAAGCCAGCGAAGGGGUAAAUUCUCGGCACAUUUAAGUUUUGUAUUGAAACUCAUCGCAAAGUAAUCCUGUGUGAUAAUAAAACAAAUUCCAUACAUUUUUCAUUUCGUUUUAGCAGCGCUGACAAGUGAAGUUUUUCAAUCUCACGUUGGAGAACAGUUUUGUGGUGUUUGGUACGAUGGCUGUAACAUCCCACUUUGCCAAUCACACACGUUUUGUGGCCUGGAAAUAAAUCUCAGACAAAUGUACUAAGCAAUUAAGCACUGCUGUACUGCUUAAAUCUCUCUCUUUAGUGAUAACUUUUAAUACGCAUUUGCAAGUGGAAAAUGUACUGUCUGUCUGUCUCUGUCUGUCAUCUACAAUAAAAGUUUGCAAACUUCACAAAGUCUUGUAAAUAAUACCAACGUACAAAACCUGUUAGUGUUUGUUAUAGAUAUCCAAUGCCAGAACAACAUCCUUUUUCAAAGAAAUAAAACUCCAGCAGCAAACCUGCCAACACAUGGUGGAAAAGGUGAUUAUUUAACGAAAACAGUAGAUACAGUGUGUUAAACUAUCAAACCCAAUAUGCUUUCCUGUAGGGGAUGGUGCAUAAUCUUUUCAUAGCAUCGCUCCUAACUCCCAGUCCUGAAUGCCUGAAACUAAGCUGAAAUAAAGUGUAUUAGGAAUUCUAAAAAAGGCAUAUUCAACCCACCAAAUGGUGCCGUGCAUGCAGUGUCUCAGUGAUACAGAGAUACAUGUUUUAAGAAUGCCCAAACAAGAAAAAUGCAUGCAUGUAGGUUUGAAAGAAGGAUUUUACGAACAUAGAAGACAUGCAGACUGACCCUUAGGCAUAAAGUGAAGACUAUUCCAAGUCAGGUUUGACACAACGAGAUGUGUUCUAUGUCUGGUUGUGGAGCAUUAAAAGCAUUUGACAGGAGGGCAGGCUGUUUGAAAUGGCUAGCCUGUGGCUCUUACUGCAAUGGAGUCAAAUCUUUGAGUGGCAAGUUAAAAACUUUCUUUAAAGACCUAUUCAAACCAGACGUGAUGCAACAAGCUAGUGUGUAGUAUGAAACACCACGACAAAAAAAUAAUACGACAUGUAGUUUGGAUACAAACAAUUCAAACUGCCUGCAAUGUGACGGGGCAACACUGAACCGAUGCUAGAUGCUAAAAAAUAGGAUUGGUACUAAUCGGUUCUGACCAAUGACCAAUCAGAGGAGAGUCGCCUAUCGCAUUGCGAGUGCCUGACGCCACUGGUGUGAAAAGCAGUGUUGCAGCGAAAGUAUCGUUUAUCACAGAACAAAUUGCAUCGCGUCCGUUAUGAAUAGGCCUUAACAGUCCUGAUUUCUUAAUUUUGUUGGUAUUUUUUGUAUGAUUUGUUUUCUGCUUGUUUUUCUUUUUUUAAUAUCGAAAAACGCCAUUUUUUCUUUUAUUGGAUAUAUAUUAAUAAUAUCAGAUCAGAUCCCAUCAUCAAAGGUGGCCCUUGCUCCUGGUUUUAGGUUAAAGCAAAAUUGCUUUUCAGCGAUUUUACAAAAAAAAAAAAAAAGAAUAAUGUAUUAACAAGAAGAGGAAAUAAUAAUUUUGAUGGAAUAGGAGUUGCAUAAUUACUGAGAAACUGGAAGAGAUAAAAAUGUAGUAGCUGAAACAUUUCAGAUUAGUUUUAGGCGUCACCAAUGUAAGCCUUCAGAAGCAGUUUCUAUUUUACCCAAACACUUCUGCUUUAGAAAACUGUUUAUGAUGACCCCAUUUAUCGGCUUUGUGAUUUUAUAGCCUGGUUCAUCAAUUCUGCUUUGAAAUCCUUCACUUGAACUUCAGCAGUCUUUAUAGCAAGCAGUAUGCUCUUCUGUCUUUAACGGUAAUGUAUGUAUUUUUUUUUUUCCAGACCUAAUUACUCAGAGAAGAAUGCUAAAUGUUGUAAGGCCCCCUUAAGGGAGUCAUUUGUUGUGGCUGUCAAGUGUUACUGGAGUUGUGAAAUGAUCAUUGCUUUUCCAUUGUCUGCGACAAUACAAAGGUUUCCAUUAGUAGAAGCUCACACACACUUCGUCUGUCUCUCCACAUUGAAAUCCUUUGCAUUCAGUAAAGCACGAUCACCCUGGUCCUGUCACAUCAGUACCACCGAAGUUACUGUCAACAAGAUCCCCUUUAUUUUUCCAAAUACCAUUUCCAGAACACACACAAUCUGUAAGUAUGUGUUACAGUGUUCAGAUCAAACUUGUAAAGUAGUUAACUGUGUUUUGUUUUUGUUUUUGUUUUUUUUGCAUUCAAACAACAGAACAGUUAAGCUAACGAAUAGUCUACCUUUAAGAUCGCUAAUGGCCCCAUUAGUACGUGUUACCUCUCAAUUAAGAGUUUACAAUUGUAAUUGUGUUAUUUCAUUACAAUUAUAAUAAUUGUUAUUUUUUAUGAAGGAAAAUCGAAUGCUCGUGGCGUGUCUAACUAGCAUUUUCAUUUUCUUGCGAAGUUCAAAGCAUACUGUGCAGGGUGACCCUUGCUUUUCGCUCAUGUCCUGAAGGGGUCUGAUCCACAGAGCAUGGUUAAUGGCAGGUGAUUUGACCUGGUGCCCACUUUUAAGAUGUUGCACAAGCUCUCGCUGUUUCAUUUCAGGACUGUGUUGGAAACAGGUCCUAUAUUUUUUUAAUUAAUCUUCAGAAGCAAGCUCAAAUCUACUGUAAUUCUCUACUCUAAAUCUAAUUACAUCUUGGUUGGAACAGAGUCCUGAAACGGAAUAGAAUAUAAUGGAAAGGAUAAAAUUGCCUACCAAUAACCAGGCUGCUGUUCUUGGGAAACCUGUCGCUCCAGGCAACCAACUUCUCCCAUCAGGUUAUUUGAACUAACUUUUCAUUAUGACUGCACAUAAAAACUUCGCUCAGAGUGGGCUACAAAAACCCUGCCCUUUCCUGAUCACAUUCCACCAGUUCAGAACGCAAGCAUUCCGUUAACAAUCUGCAACAGUUACCUUUUGCUUUGUUGUUUUUUGUCGAUAGAAAGAAUAUAUUAUAUUUAUUUUGGGAUUUUUGGUUUACAUUUUUGUUAUGCUUGUAAUUUAAACAUGUUUUACAUAUUCAAGGUUUGUAGUUUAAUGUAAAAGAAAUGUUUUUUGCUGUUUAUGGAAAAUAAUUUUACAGAAUAAAAUUAUUGUAAUGCAGAA